Molecule: messenger RNA, 1779 nt
Organism: Medicago truncatula (barrel medic)
Lineage: Eukaryota; Viridiplantae; Streptophyta; Magnoliopsida; Fabales; Fabaceae
Product: UDP-glycosyltransferase 89A2
Exons: 1
Coding region: 145-1578 (477 amino acids)
Molecular function (GO): UDP-glucosyltransferase activity
Source: RefSeq, a predicted model, not a curated record
UCAUUCAAGAGUGUUUAAGGAAAGUUGCAAUUUUGAAAGAUAAUUGACUAUUUAGUUGACUUAAAAAGACCAAACCUCGGUCUUCUUUCCUCUUGAGCCUCAACACAUUGCACAAAGCACAAAGCACAAAGCAAGAAAUCAAACAUGUCAAACUCGAAGACACACAUUCUGAUAUUCCCAUACCCAGCACAAGGUCACAUGCUCCCACUUCUUGACCUAACCCAUCAAUUAGCCCUUCAAACUACUAUUACCACCUUAACCUUCACCAUCAUCAUCACCCCUAAAAAUCUCCCUAUACUAAACCCUCUCUUAUCAACUCACCCAAACACCAUCCAAACACUCAUUCUCCCUUUCCCUUCACACCCAAAAAUACCUCAAGAUGCAGAAAAUAUCCGUCAUGUCGGUAACACUGGAAACUAUCCUUUCAUUAACGCCCUUUCCAAUCUCCAAAGUCCAAUUAUCCACUGGUUUAACACCCACCCUAAUCCCCCUGUUGCACUCAUCUCUGAUUUCUUCCUUGGUUGGACUCACCAACUCGCUACUCGACUCAAUAUUCCUAGACUCGCUUUUUACUCUAUUAGCUCCUUCUUGAUAUCAGUCAUCAACUGCUGUUGGAGUAACAGUAACAGUAGCACACAGCUGUUAAAGAAGAAGAAUGAUGAGGUUGUUCAGUUCUCCGAUAUUCCUGGAACACCGGAGUUUAAGUAUGAACAUCUUCCUAGUUUGAUUCUCAGAUACAAAGAAUCGGAUCCUGAGUCUGAGUUUGUAAGGGAUAGUUUCAUUUCCAAUGCUGCAAGCUGGGGAUUUAUUUUAAACACUUGUAAAGCUUUGGAUGGUCCAUAUUUGGAUCACAUCCGGGCUGAAUUUGGUGGUAACCAAAGGGUUUUUGCUGUUGGCCCGUUGAGUUCUAUUCGUGUUGAUGCAAAUUUGGAUGGUGGGUCUGACGUGUUGCGGUGGCUUGAUCAGUUGGAGGAAGAUGGUUCGGUGUUGUAUGUUUGUUUUGGGAGUCAGAAGCUACUUAAAAAGGAACAGAUGGAGGCGUUGGCAUUCGGGUUGGAGAGGUCUGGGACACCAUUUGUUUGGGUGGUCAAAGAGCCUUCCACGGCAGAGCAGUUGGAGGAAGGUUAUGGAUUGGUGCCGGAGGGGUUUGAGGAUUGUGUUUCGGGUAGGGGGAUUGUGGUGAGGGGUUGGGCACCACAAAUGGCGAUAUUGGGUCAUCGGAUUGUUGGCGGGUUCUUGAGUCAUUGCGGGUGGAAUUCAGUAUUGGAAGCGGUGGUGGCGGGGGUUGGGAUACUUGGGUGGCCAAUGGAGGCUGAUCAGUUUGUCAAUGCAAGGCUGUUGGUGGAAGAUAUGGGAGUGGCAGUGAGGGUUUGUGAGGGGGCGGAUUCUGUGCCAAAUCCAGAUGUUCUCGGUCGGGUAGUUUCAGGUGUUAUGACUGGGGAUAGUCCCCAAAAGAGAAGAGCUAAGUUGAUGAGAGAGGAAGUUGUUGGGGCUGUGAGUAAGGGUGGAGUUUCCUCUAAAGAGUUGGAUGAACUUAUCCAAGUUUUGAAGCAACUUGGUGUUAAAGAAGGAUCAUAGUGAUAGAGCUAAUGUAUGUAUGUGUAUGUAUGUAUGUAUGUGCCUAAUUACUAUAUAUUUGGUCUUGUGAUCAAGUAAGUAUUUCUCUGUAGUGAUAUUAGAGAGACCAAUAGUCCCUGUGUGAUGGUCAUCAAAUAAGUGUUUGUAUUGUCUUGUAAAGUUUAUGAUAUUAAAAAGAUGUUGGUUGGCCCUUAUGUUCAA